CCCACCCCUGGGCCUGUGGCUCAGAUGCUCUCCCCUCCACCCCGACUUCGCGUCUGCCUUCGGUCGGACCUGUAUCCCGCUCUGUGCCAGGCCAGGCCCCAUGCUGCUCUGCAGGGUUCUGCUGUUUUUCGUUCCCUGUGUUGGGCAAAGUGCCUGGCUGCACCUCCGAGCCUGGCCAGACCCCGUGUUCGAGGGAGACGCCCUGACUCUGCGAUGUCAUGGAUCGACGAACAAGGCCCUGUCCCAGGUGCAGUUCUACAAAGACGGAAAAUUACUCCAAACCCCGAAGACCAGAUGGUCCCUGUCCAUGGGGACGGCUACCCUGGAAAGCAGCGGCCAGUACAGCUGCUCUGGGAAGGUGGCCUACGUCCCAUACCUGGGCAGACAAACCUCAGAGCUGGUCAAGGUUCAAGUCCAAGAGCCGUUCCCGCCUCCUGUGCUGAGUGCUGUCCCCUCUCCCGAGCUCCGUGAGGGGAGCCCGCUGACCCUGAGAUGCCAGACGAAGCUGCACCCCCAGAAGUCAGCCUCGAGGCUCCUCUUCUCCUUCCAUAGAGAUGCCAGCACCUUGCAGGACUGGGGCCCCCACCCGGAGCUCUACCUCCCAGGAGCCCAGGAGAGAGACUCUGGGCUUUACUGGUGCCGGGCCACCCUUGAGGGUGGUGUGGCCCAGAAGCAGAGCCCCCAGCUGGAGGUCAGGGUGCAGGUUCCUGUGUCCCAGCCUCUACUCACCCUGAGACCUGGCCCCACCGGCCUCGCUGUGGGGGCCAUGGUGGAGCUCCUCUGUGAGGCCCAGAAGGGCUCCCCUCCAAUCUCGUACUUGUUCUACCUGGACGGGAAGAUCCUAGGGAACAUCUCAUCUCCCUAUGGAAGAGCCACCUGCUUCCCGGUCACCGUGACGUCAGAGCGGGAUGCCAGAUACUCCUGCCGGGCAGAGAAUUAUGUUUCCGGAGAGACCAGUGAGCCCAAGAUACUCUCCCUGGAUGCACUCAUGGUCACCCCUACCUGGGGCUUGUCUGCCCCCAACAGCCCCCACUGGCUGGUUGCCGGGCUGUCCGCGAGCCUGCUUGGUGUGCUGGUCAUCGCCACUGCGCUGCUGGUUUGCUUCAGACCCUGGAGAAAAGCUGGUCAGUAACCUUUUUGACUUUCUUGGUGGGUGAAUCCCUAUGCCGGGCAUUCCCCAGCCUUUGGAAGGCCUGCCGGGGCCAGCCGCUUCCUUUUCCGGGGUGUUGGGUGAGAGGAGGGACUUCUCUUUACAUGUCGCCCACAGUAGUCCACGGAGGGACCCUUACAGCUUCCAAAACGCACACACACGCCGUCCCCCAGGGAUGUGCACAACACACGACUGCACGCUUGGGCAUGAAUGGAGGCACAGCAGAGGAAUUCUCACCCGCCAAACGCAAGCGCCAUCAGACUCUUUCACUUUCGAAAGAUAAUCUGUGGCUGCAAAUAUAGCAGGGAAACCCCGGGCCUCCAACCCUCUGUCACUAAGCUCAGCAGAGGAGAGAGAGAGAAUGAGAAGCCCGAUGCGUGUCUGUGCGCCUGUGCGCACACACCCCUCUUGUCCAGCGCCGAGCCCGCGGUGAGUGCCCAGGGGACAUUCAGCCAUCCGAAAGGAACACGGUGGAGAGGACCAAGCAAUGGCCCGCUCCCAACACCGCUAUUUACUAAUUCUGUGACCUCGGGCCAGUUCGUGAAGUGUCUCCCUCCCGGGGUUACUGUGAGCAUUUCGGCUGAUGACAGCUACCUGACAGGUGACGUGUUGGGCUGGCACUGGGUGGGCGCUCAGUACAUUCUCCGUCUAGUCAACGCAGAUUCCCCAGACCACCCCUUCUCCUGCCACACGUCCCCUAGUCUCUCCCGUCCCGUCGGAACCGCUGAAAAUAAGAAGCGUGGUUAGAAUUCAGAUGCAGUGGGACCCAUAGAGAGAAAAAGGGAAAGCAAUCAGAUAAAUGGCAUUUCCAGGGAGCCCAUUGAUGUUGGGAGACCCUCCUCCUCUCCUGUCCGGUCAUGACGAUGAAGCAGGAAUGGGGGCUCCCACAGCCAUCACCUUGGGUGGCUCCACACUUAUUCCUAUUCUAAUCUUUC
Felis catus (domestic cat) is the source of this 2085-nucleotide messenger RNA. Its product is annotated as Fc receptor-like protein 6. The record is from RefSeq and is a predicted model, not a curated record. Gene Ontology annotation, biological process: cell surface receptor signaling pathway. Bases 101 to 1132 code for a protein of 343 amino acids. The transcript has 6 exons. NCBI's taxonomy places the organism in Eukaryota, Metazoa, Chordata, Mammalia, Carnivora, Felidae. Gene Ontology annotation, molecular function: transmembrane signaling receptor activity.